GUUUGUUACUGUGGUUCUGCGAAUGAUGGAAGGUGGUUUAGACAGACUAUUCCACAAAUACGGACUGCAAUUUUUCUUCUUCCAGAUCGAAGGAUCUAGUGUGAGCUUGACUUUCCUCAUGUGGUUACAAUAACCACAGCCCCCUGCCUAUUUUGUGCCUGCAUACCGACUCCGUGGAGUUCUGUACCCACAAUGCAGAGCCCAAAGGUUCCAGUCCAACCGAGAUUGAUAUUGGCCAAGGCCGCCUUACGAUCCCUGUACUAUCUCAAUGUACAGCCAUGGCUCAGCGAGUGACCCACGAAGAGAGAAUUAUAGGCAAACGAACCAUGCUGCCGGAAGAUAGCUACAACGACCGGCUCUUGCAAAGUCCACCGCCCUCUCCUUUUAAAGGGCUGCUGCCACCCGGUUUGAACGACUUCUACUCCCUUCCACUCACCACACCUGCCAAUCGCUUUCCCGUCCGUUUCGAGCAUUUCAAUCGCUGGAUCAUUCCAACUUCAGUCAUUCGCUUGUCGUGAAGAAAUUUAGUCACUAGUUAAGAAAGAUGGUUCGUCUAUUGAAGUACACUGGCGCCAGCGCCCUACUGGCUGCCACCGCAAAUGCCAGCUAUCCUGCGCCUGAGGAGUCUACUACCCCUGGAUACCCGGUCAGCACCCCGUCUACUCCUACAUACCCGGUCAUAAGCACCUCCACGGAGUACCCGGCUUCGUCCACCACAGACGACUGCCCUCCGGAGACUGAGAGCGAGACCUACAGCGUCUCUUCGGCGACUUAUCCUACCAUUAGCAUAACCUCGUCGUACUCAGCUUCAACUUCAACUGAGUACCCUACUACAUCGAGUAGCGUCAUCACCACUCCCGGAUACCCAACUUAUCCCGUGGAGACUCCCCCCGUCAGCAGCACCUCGCAGACGUCUCCCGUCGAGACUCCUAGCUACCCAGUUGAGACUCCGUCUUACCCCGUUGAGACUCCUCCUGUUAGCAGCAUCUCCACGACAUCUGCUGUCACUACCACGUCCUACCCGGUUGAGACUCCCUCAUACCCGGUUGAGACCCCGUCUUACCCCGUUGAGACUCCCCCGAUCAGCAGCAUCUCCACGACCUCUGCUGUCACUACCCCGUCUUACCCUGUUGAGACUCCCAGCUACCCGGUAGAGACCCCCAAGUACCCUACCGGCGGCAACUCGACCGUCCCCGGCUACCCCACUGCUCCCCCUCCCUCCACCUCGACUCUGUCGACCAUCUACAGCAUCACCUCAUUCACCACCCCCAGCUACCCCACCCAGCCCCCAUCGUCAACCACCCCUCCCGCCAUCCCCACCGCUGGCGCCGCCAUCGUCGGAACUGGUGCCACGGGUGCCGUUGUCGGUCUCGCCGCUUUCCUGGUGGCUCUUUUCUAAAUCAGGAAAUAGACAAGUGACGGGUGGAUGAACUGGACGGAGGAAUGGAGAUAGGAGUCUAAAGGAGAGGAGUAGUGGAAGGGAAGGAAUGGGUACAGGAACGGAAGCAGGAAGGAAGGAAGGGAAGGGAAAGGGAAGAAAGAACACGAUACUAAUUGCAUUCACGUGGAACAUGAUUCUUUACACAUUGGUAGACUUUUAUAUCCGUGUUAGGAACUUACGUUCGCCCGGCUGAAGAAGAACUCCUAAUGGAGGUUUGCUCGGCUUGGUGGGUACUAGGCAACUCCGACACCAAGCUAUUAAUUGAAUUUUUAAUAAUGUAGAUAAUUUAUUUUUAUUUUAUCUUACCUAUAAUACCUCAGAAGCCUAGCUGUUCCG
Messenger RNA from Hypoxylon fragiforme, 1777 nucleotides. RefSeq lists its product as uncharacterized. The coding region runs from base 545 to 1399 and encodes 284 amino acids. The record is from RefSeq and is a predicted model, not a curated record. Lineage: Eukaryota; Fungi; Ascomycota; Sordariomycetes; Xylariales; Hypoxylaceae. The transcript has a single exon.